Rhagoletis zephyria (snowberry fruit fly) is the source of this 2196-nucleotide messenger RNA. It is a transcript of the gene Desat1, whose product is annotated as Desaturase 1. Gene Ontology annotation, cellular component: endoplasmic reticulum membrane. Gene Ontology annotation, molecular function: iron ion binding; stearoyl-CoA 9-desaturase activity. The record is from RefSeq and is a predicted model, not a curated record. Lineage: Eukaryota; Metazoa; Arthropoda; Insecta; Diptera; Tephritidae. Gene Ontology annotation, biological process: unsaturated fatty acid biosynthetic process.
UUACUCUGCAGCACUUAACACGAUUCCUUCUCACGAGUCCUAUCAAAUUUCAAAUUAGUUUUUUUCCACCACUCGAUGCAGUCAUUUGAACGUCGGACGCCAAAGGUAACAACAUGCCGCCAAACGCUACAGCAAAUACACAAUCCAUAAGCAACUCCUUGGUUGCCAAUGCCAGUGGUGAUUCGAAAUCUCUGACUGAUAACACCACUGGUGUACUCUUCGAGCAAGAUGCCGAAACCUAUGAUGGAGGCUUAUUGAAGGACAUUGAAAAGCUGAAGAAAGCUGAAAAACGAAGGUUUAAACUGGUUUGGCGAAACAUAAUUGCAUUCGUCUAUGUCCACUUAGCAGCUGUAUAUGGACUUUAUUUGAUGUUGACAUCGGCCAAAUGGCAAACUAUUUCAUUAGCACUGUUCUUAUAUUUGAUUUCUGGACUGGGUAUAACAGCCGGUGCUCAUCGCCUUUGGGCUCAUCGUGCGUACAAGGCCAAAUGGCCCUUACGUCUGAUUUUGAUGGUUUUCAAUACAAUCGCCUUCCAGGAUGCAGCCUACCACUGGGCACGUGAUCAUCGUGUACAUCACAAAUAUUCGGAAACCGAUGCUGAUCCCCAUAAUGCUACACGGGGCUUCUUCUUCUCUCACGUAGGUUGGUUAAUGUGCAAAAAACAUCCCCUGGUGAAAGCCAAAGGCAAAGGCGUGGAUUUGUCCGAUUUGCGCGCUGAUCCGAUUUUAAUGUUCCAGAAGAAAUAUUAUUUGAUUUUGAUGCCGAUUUUGUGCUUCUUGUUGCCCACCACGAUUCCUAUGUACGUAUGGAAUGAGAAUUUCGUCAAUUCAUGGUUUGUUGCUGCUAUGUUCCGUUGGUGUUUCACUUUGAAUAUGACUUGGCUGGUGAAUAGCGCUGCACAUAAAUUCGGAGGAAAGCCCUACGACAAAUUUAUCAACCCAUCAGAAAAUAAAUCGGUAGCCAUCUUCGCUUUCGGUGAAGGCUGGCACAAUUAUCAUCAUGUAUUUCCAUGGGACUACAAAACGGCUGAACUUGGCGAUUAUUCCCUGAAUAUUACCACGGCUUUUAUUGAUUUCUUUGCCAAAAUCGGCUGGGCCUACGAUCUAAAGCAGGUGUCACAUGACAUCAUCGAAAAGCGCGUCAAACGCACUGGCGAUGGCUCUCAUGCGACUUGGGGUUGGGGAGAUAAAGAUCAGUCUAAGGAAGAAAUGGCGGACGCGCUAAUUACACACAAAAAAGACGAAUGAAGCAAAGAUAACACACAAGCAGCGAAGAGCAACAGAAUCAACGCGGCGUGUGUGAACAACUGUCAGAGCGGUCAUCUGUAAGAUAAAAAGCAUAUACAUAUAACUGAUUAGGAAUGGGUUAAACAGUUGUUGUAGGGGUGUGCGAAGGUGUCAACACUGCAGUAAUCAAUCUAAUAGCAUUUUUCAAGUCGUUUUAAAAAGGUAACUGAUAAAUAAAAAACUAUAUAUAUUGCACGGCAUCAAAUAGCUUAAACUAAGCAUAAGUUUUAGAUUGUAAACAAGUCUUGUAAAACUUUUUAUGCAAAAUCAAUGUUAUACAUACAUACAUACAUGCGUGCAUUUAAAAUUAUUUUUCUUCCAUAUUCAGAAUUAAACCUACUUUCAAAUUCGAAGAGAAUAUCGAAGAGCUCUCGCUGUCUCAAGGGGCUUUUCUUCCUAAGCGUAGAUGGCUUAUAUGUAACUGUGCUAACAAUAUCAUGGAAAUAUAUAAGUAUAAGUAUACGAAAAUGCAAACGAAUUUAUAAUAAAUUUGAAAAGUUAAAUCAAAUUCAAAUACCAUUGUAAUAGAGAAAGUUAAAGAAAUUUGUUUGCACUCUAAAUUUUUAGUGAAUCUAAAUGCAAUGAAAUAUGUAUAUGUAUUGGGGUAUACAUACAUGAAAUAUUUUUAACACUACUUUCAAAGGUAACAUUUCCAAAUUACUGCUAACAGCACGCUUAAUAAUGUAUGUAGUACUACAAAUGGGGUUCUUAGUAUUUAUGAAUAAAACAGAUAUAUAUAAAACAUGUUAUUUCUAAAAAUAAAUAUAAACUAUUACAUAUAAAUUGUUGAGUAAUACUAACCAAAUAGAAGCAACUAUUUUUUAACAUUAUAGUGAUUCCAUUAUCCUAAUUUACAUUAAAAAAUAUGUUGGCCAAUGUGAAAGAAAUUUAAAUACAAAAGAAAAGAAAC